GAGCGGAGGCAGGGGGAGGCACGGAGCAGAACAAGCCUCUCAGCAGACAAUUGGAACAGGAAGCAAGGAAGGAAAGGGUCUUUCAGAAAGGAAGGAAGACUGGCAAACUCAUUGGGCUUGUGACAAGACAGCCACACAGCAGCUCCAGAGACCACCCAUUCCGCAGCCGAUACGAACACAAUAAGAAGGUCCACCAAAGAGCAGAAGAUGAAUGACAGCCUGUCAAACACUUCUAUCAAGUGUGUUCGGGAUACCAGUGUGAUAGCCGUGGUGUUCCCCUGUCUAUACAGCAUCCUCUUUAUAGUCGCCCUGAUACUGAAUUCCCUGGCUGCAUGGAUCUUCUUCAGCAUUCCCAGCUCCUCAACAUUUGUGGUCUUUCUGAAAAAUGUGGUGGUGGCUGACCUGCUGAUGACCCUGACCAUACCUCUGAAAGUCUUGCGUGAUGCAGGCGUGGGAUCCUCGCGACUUAGCGCCUUCUACUGCCAAUACUCUGCGGUUUUAUUCUACAUCACCAUGUACAUCAGCAUCCUCCUGCUGGGCCUUAUCAGCCUGGACCGCUACCUGAAGAUAGUAAGGCCCUUUGGGAAGUGUUCCCUGCAGCGGGUUCGUGUUGGUCAGGUGCUGAGUGCAACUGUCUGGGCAGUCAUGUUAUCUUUGGCAUUACCGAAUGUUAUUCUCAGUGACCAGAAGCCACGUUUCUCUGGAGGCCGACUGAAGUGCACCUCCAUGAAGAGCAAAGCCGGCUUGCUUUGGCAUGAAGGUUUCAACUAUUUAUGUCAGGUGGUUUUCUGGGGCACGCUGGCCUUGAUGGUGUUUUGCUACACGUUCAUCAGCAAGAAGGUUUAUGAGUCAUACAAAGCCUCAAAGAGCAGAUCACAAACAGCCAGGCGCAGAACCAAAGCAAAGGUCUUUGUGGUAGUGGGGGUGUUUUUCAUCUGCUUUGCCCCCUUUACCUUUGUUCGCGUUCCCUACACUCUGACCCAGACUCGCAGCAUGGCGAGUCCUUGCGAAGCGCAGCACGCGAUCUACAUCGCAAAAGAAACCACCCUGUGGCUGGCGGCCACCAACGUGUGUCUGGACCCGCUCAUCUACAUUUUCCUGUGUAAGUUGUUUAGAAAAAGACUGACAGCCGCAAUCUGCCGUAAGCAACUCCCCAAAGGUGCCAUGGAAUCCACCACGGCGACCUUAACUCCACUGGAGAUGUCACAGGCCCCUCUGAGUAACAGGCUGUCAUAUAAUGGGAUGCCAGAGUAACACACUGGGGACUGUACAAUGGGAAAUCCAUCAAUGUUAACUGCCAAGGCAUGAUGAGACACUGCCUGAAAGGUUAUUUUACUUGUAAAUAGCAUUUGUCGCGAUGACAGCAGUUGUAAAAAUUGUUAAAUAAUGCAAAUUGAAUAAAAUCUGU
Messenger RNA from Cyclopterus lumpus (lumpfish), 1408 nucleotides. RefSeq names its product purinergic receptor P2Y13 (gene p2ry13). Gene Ontology annotation, molecular function: G protein-coupled purinergic nucleotide receptor activity. The record is from RefSeq and is a predicted model, not a curated record. Lineage: Eukaryota; Metazoa; Chordata; Actinopteri; Perciformes; Cyclopteridae. Gene Ontology annotation, cellular component: membrane. Gene Ontology annotation, biological process: negative regulation of adenylate cyclase activity; G protein-coupled receptor signaling pathway.